Messenger RNA from Lathyrus oleraceus (garden pea), 1638 nucleotides. RefSeq lists its product as uncharacterized. Gene Ontology annotation, biological process: proteolysis. NCBI's taxonomy places the organism in Eukaryota, Viridiplantae, Streptophyta, Magnoliopsida, Fabales, Fabaceae. The transcript is spliced from 2 exons. Gene Ontology annotation, molecular function: aspartic-type endopeptidase activity. The coding region runs from base 1 to 1638 and encodes 545 amino acids. The record is from RefSeq and is a predicted model, not a curated record.
AUGGGACCGAAUGUGAAGAACAACCCUCUUCCUCCCCAUGGAGAUCCUGCAGUAAACGCCAUUGAAGAUGCCUUUGUUGGUGUUACAGUUGAUAAGGUGGAUGAUGUUAAGACUCCUUUGGAAGCAUUCCAUGCCCGAUUGGUGGAAGCUGGCCUGAUUAAUGUUAAUCAUGAAAAUUGUGAAGAGUGUGCCACAUACCCAAAGGGGUGUCAGUUGGUACGAGACAACAUUCAAGACUUGAUGGAUAAAGGAGUGCUUCAGAUCUCCAGCGUUACAAAAGAUGAGGAUGUGUUGGUAAUUGAACUUUGCUUCAAUUUACCUGAACCGGUUGAGAUCCCAUAUUACAGUGGUGGAGUGGUUCCUACGAUUAGUCAGCCGUCGCCUGUUGAAAUAUGUAUGCCCACGCCUUUUCCAUACGAGAGCACCAAGGUCGUACCUUGGAAAUAUGAGACUACCAUUGUGGACAAGGUUGUUGAAGCAAGUACAAACGUUGAAGUGACCGAAGUUGUGAAUGAGGACGUCACCAAUAUUGCAGGAAUGAGCAAAAUGACCCGUAGUGGUCGAAUCUAUACGCCUGAAUUCAAUGUGACUCCUCAAAGGCCAAACAAGGAAUCAACAUUCGCAGCUCCCACUAAAGAACCCGAAGUGGUCCAAUCUGAGGAUGCUGUUGAAUUCUUGAAAUUAAUCAAGAGAAGUGACUAUAAGGUUGUGGACCAGUUGCAUGAAACACCAUCUAAGAUCUCUAUUCUAUCUCUGUUAUUGAACUCCCAAGCCCAUAGGGAGGCUUUGUUGAAGGUGCUUGCCCAAGCUCAUGUAACACAAAGCAUAACAGUAGACCAAUUUGAUGGAGUAGUUGUGAACAUCACAGCCUGCAAUACUUUGAGCUUCAGUGGAGAGGAAUUACCUGAGGAUAGACAAAAUCACAAUCGUGCUCUCCAUAUCUCGGUAAAAUGCAAAGAUGAUGCUUUGGCAAGAGUUUUGGUUGAUACCGGAUCUUCUUUGAAUGUGAUGCCAAAAAGAACACUCGCCAAGUUAUCUUAUCAAGGACCGGCUAUGAAGCCUAGUACCCUGAUAGUGAAAGCUUUUGAUGGGGCAGUUACCUCCACUUUACACCAGAAAAUGAAGUUUGUGGUGGACAAUCAAUUGAUCAUUAUUUCUGGGGAGGAGGACUUUGUGGUCAGUCACCUUUCAUCCUUCAGAUACAUCGAGGUUGAUGAGGACGCUUUGGAAACUUCUUUCCAAGCUCUUGAAAUAGCCAACGCCACUUUUGUGGAGAUGAAGGACCCAGUUGGGAAAGCUUGUUCUUCUUUCGCUUCUCUGAAAAGCGCAAAGUCUAGCAUUGAAGGAGGAAACCCUAAAGGUUGGGGUCAUCUUAUUGAUAUUCGUGAGAAGCAUGAUCGCUUUGGUAUGGGAUAUGUGCCUUCUGCUGUGAAAGGAGCCCGAGUCCCUGCAAAGGACAAUACCCGAAGCAUCCAUGAAGUAUUCCUCAGCACAGGAUUCAUCCAUGGAGAUCACGUCAAUGCAAUUGAAGACAACACCGAAAAUGAAGAUGAGCCAUGUUUGGUUUACCGGUGUGAGACAGCUUUGAACAAUUGGAAGGCGGUUGAGAUCCCAAAAUUUUUUCCUUUGUCAAAGUAA